UGGUUUUCUGGAAGCUCCGCGGAGCCGAGCGUCCGUCCGGGCAUACACGGGUGAAGGGAAGGUAAACCGACGGCUGGAAAGUGCCGCCGAGCCGCGGGGGGAAGAGCUUCAGCGCCAGAACCCGACACUUACCGAGGGGGAAGUCGGUGUGUUUGUGUGCGUGCGUGUGCGUAAAUCCCCCCUCCUACUCUGAAAACAAAGUGUCACCGGCGACUGUUAGGGAUGUGAAGAGCACCGGAACCCACCUGGAGCAGCGCUGUAACCCGAAGCCCGAUGCACAGCUCCGUCCGCCGGGUCCGCUUGGGCUUUUCACGCGCCGUGAGCUCACCGAACGUCCUCACCGGUGUGUUAGCGGAGGAGACACACGGAGUAGUUUGCCAUAAUGUUUGACAACCAGGUCGCUUUUUGAUUUCAUACCGGGAAGCUUUUUUUCUUUCUUUUUUUCUUUUUCUGUGGAAAGGCGGGGCCGAACCGGUGGACACCCAAACUGGAUUACCGAGCUCUCCGUGCGCCGAUUCACCCACAGCGACGCAGCGCUUUUUGGGGGGUCGACGGAGGAGGCAACAGCCGGGAUUUAGCAGCGUUUCUUCACAACUCUUCCCCUGCCUGCCGCUCACGUCGGGUGCGAGCAGUUGUUCGUCUCAGUGGCCUCCCCUCUCCUUCCCCGUUCAGGAACAUAUAACCAGCUUUGGGACGCGUAUUUUGAUUUAUUUCUAUUCUUUUGGAGGGGGGAUAAUUCCUCCCCAGCCGGGGUCGGACUAUGGCGGACGACGACAUUCUCUUUGAAGAUGUGUACGAGCUCUGCGAGGUCAUUGGCAAGGGUCCCUUCAGUGUGGUGAGAAGAUGCAUCAACAGAGAGACGGGGCAGCAGUUUGCUGUCAAAAUCGUGGAUGUGGCCCAGUUCACGUCCAGUCCUGGACUCAGCACAGAGGAUCUGAAGAGGGAGGCCAGUAUCUGCCACAUGCUGAAGCACCCCCACAUCGUGGAGCUGCUGGAGACCUACAGCUCGGACGGGAUGCUCUACAUGGUGUUCGAGUUCAUGGACGGAGCAGAUCUGUGUUUUGAGAUCGUGAAGAGAGCGGACGCCGGCUUCGUCUACAGCGAGGCAGUGGCCAGCCACUACAUGAGACAGAUCCUCGAGGCGCUACGUUACUGCCACGACAACAAUGUCAUCCACCGAGAUGUCAAGCCUCACUGUGUGCUGCUGGCGUCCAAAGAAAACUCGGCUCCGGUGAAGUUGGGAGGGUUCGGAGUCGCCAUCCAGCUCGGGGAGUCGGGACUGGUGGCAGGAGGUCGCGUAGGAACUCCACACUUCAUGGCCCCAGAGGUGGUGAAGAGGGAACCGUACGGUAAACCUGUGGAUGUCUGGGGCUGUGGAGUCAUCCUCUUCAUCCUCCUGUCGGGAUGUCUCCCUUUUUACGGCACCAAGGACCGUUUGUUUGAAGCCAUCUGCAAAGGCAAAUACAAGAUGAAUCCUCGCCAGUGGAGCCAGAUCUCAGAGAGCGCUAAGGAUCUGGUGAGGCGAAUGCUGAUGCUGGAUCCUGCUGAGAGGAUCACCGUCUACGAGGCUCUUAACCACCCCUGGCUCAAGGAGAGGGACCGCUAUGCCUACAAAAUCCACCUGCCGGAGACGGUGGAGCAGCUGAGGAAGUUCAACGCCAGGAGGAAGCUCAAGGGAGCCGUUCUGGCUGCCGUGUCCAGCCACAAGUUUAACUCGUUCUACGGAGACCCGCCCGAGGAGCUCCACGACUUCUCCGAUGACCCCAGCUCCUCAGGACUACUAGCAGCAGAACGCGCUGUGUCUCAGGUGUUGGACAGUUUAGAGGAGAUCCACGCUCUGACGGACUGCAGUGAAAAGGACUUAGAUUUCCUCCACAGCGUUUUCCAGGACCAGCAUCUACACACACUGCUCGAUCUCUACGAUAAGAUCAACACCAAGUCAUCGCCACAGAUCAGAAACCCUCCCAGCGAUGCUGUGCAGAGAGCCAAAGAGAGUUCCUCCCAGGACGGAGCGAGUGGCGCUUUGAAACAUCGGGACUAUGUACUGGAAGAGAUCUCCUGCUACCCAGAGAACCACGAAGCUAAAGAACUCAGACGGAUACUGACCCAGCCUCAUUUCAUGGCCCUGCUUCAGGCCCACGACGUGGUGGCCCACGAGGUUUACAGCGACGAGGCCCUGAGGGUGACCCCUCCGCCCACCUCGCCCUACCUGAACGGAGACUCUCCAGAGAGCGCCAACGGAGACAUGGACCUGGAGAACGUCACCAGGGUCCGGCUGGUCCAGUUCCAGAAGAACACCGACGAGCCGAUGGGCAUCACGCUGAAGAUGAACGACUCCAACCACUGCAUCGUGGCCAGGAUAAUGCACGGGGGAAUGAUCCACAGACAAGGAACGUUGCAUGUUGGAGAUGAAAUCAGGGAGAUCAACGGCAUCAGUGUGGCCAACCAGACUGUGGAGCAGCUGCAGAAGAUGCUGAGGGAGAUGCGAGGCAGCAUCACCUUUAAAAUAGUUCCCAGCUACCGGACACAGGGCUCCUCGUGUGAGGACCUGCCAUCCACCAUCCAGCCUAAAGGUCGACAGAUUGUAUCCAGACCUCCAAUCAAGGACAAAAUGUCUGUUAAGAUCUACGUGAGGGCCCAGUUUGAGUACGACCCCUCCAAAGACGAGCUCAUCCCCUGCAAGGAGGCCGGCAUUCGCUUCCGCGUGGGCGACAUCAUCCAGAUCAUAUCCAAGGAUGACCACAACUGGUGGCAGGGCAAACUGGAAAACACUAAAAACGGCACAGCAGGCCUCAUCCCAUCGCCUGAGCUGCAGGAGUGGCGAGUGGCCUGUAUAGCCAUGGAGAAGACCAAGCAGGAGCAGCAGGCCAGCUGCACCUGGUUUGGCAAGAAGAAGAAGCAGUACAAAGACAAGUAUUUGGCAAAGCACAACGCAGUGUUUGACCAACUAGACCUCGUCACGUAUGAGGAGGUUGUGAAGCUGCCUGCUUUCAAGAGGAAAACACUAGUAUUGUUAGGCGCUCAUGGAGUCGGCAGACGGCACAUCAAGAACACACUCAUAACCAAACACCCCGACAGAUUCGCCUACCCCAUCCCACACACGACCAGACCUCCCAAGAAGGACGAGGAGAACGGCAAGAACUACUACUUUGUUUCCCAUGACCAGAUGAUGCAGGACAUCAGCAACAACGAGUACCUGGAGUACGGCAGCCACGAGGACGCCAUGUACGGGACGCGGCUCGAGACCAUCCGGAAGAUCCACCAACAGGGACUCAUCGCGAUCCUGGAUGUCGAGCCUCAGGCCCUGAAGGUCCUGCGGACAGCAGAGUUUGCCCCGUAUGUCGUCUUUAUCGCUGCACCAACUAUCACACCAGGCAUCAAUGAGGACGAGUCGCUCCAGCGGCUGCAGAAAGAGUCGGAGAUCCUGCAGAAGACCUACGCCCACUACUUCGACCAGACCAUCAUCAACAACGAGAUCGAUGAGACCAUCAGGCACCUGGAGGAGGCCAUCGAUCUGGUGUGCACCACCAGCCAGUGGGUCCCCGUGUCCUGGGUCUACUAACCUGCACCGCCUCCUCCUCUACUACUCCAUCUCCCCUCCCAGCAACCACACCUCAGCCAAACUCCCAUCGCUCUCUCUUCACAAACAACAAUAAUGAAAAAACUAUGAACACAGACGGAUGGGAAACCUCUCUCUCUCUACACUGCACUCGAUCGAAAACACCCUCAGCGUACUGUGAAAGUGACCACAGCAUUCAACCGAAAUCCUCCUGAGCGCCGCGAGCGACGACCUGCAGCCGCCAAAUACGGGACUCUCACCCUUGCAGACGACCUAGUCAUAGUGUUGUAUAAAAACAGAGUAAACAAAACGUGAAUAUUGUCAUGUCUGUACUAGCUAGGAGGCGACAUUUUUGUAGAUGUUUGUUUUAAAGAGACAGUACCGCGUUCCCGUCCGCUCACCGCUAGCUCCCAUCACACAGAGACGCAGUCAGUGGGUGUUCUGUCCGUCAGCAGACUGAAGUAAAAGCACACAAACACACUGCAAUGUCCUCUCAUCUAUACAUCAUGUCAGCAGCCAUCCUUAUUUAUUCAUUCCUGUUCUUUUCAAAACCGUUACGCCGGAUUAUUCCCACUCAUCUCUCCCGCCGUUAGCGCUCGGUACCGUCACAGUAUCACCUUUCCACCCUCCCAGGUACUGUCUCUUCUAAAUAAAUCCAUAAAUGUUUUAGAGAUUUGAAUGAGGUUAUCAUGCAUGUGGACAUUUGCAAGCUUCCAUGCUGUCAGUCAGUCAGUGUUCCCCGUGUCCCUCUGUAAACCUCCGAGAAAGAAAAAAUAUAUACAUUUAAAGGAAAAAAAACAUUCCAGUUGUUUUGGAAGACUGAACUCAGCCAAGAGAAGCCAGAGGGGGCAAGAAAAAUAAAAUCCAAUAAAAAUAAACCAACAGAGACGGAGCCGGACGUUGACGUGACACCUAUGCACAUCCCUUGCAUUUUGGGUGACAUUUCUAAACCACAGAUUUAUAGAAAGAUUGACCAUGUAAGUGAGAUGUGUUUGUAAAAAAAAACAAAAAAGAAAAUCUCAUAAAAGUCUUGAUUUUUUUUUCCUCUUCGAUUUGUCAUUUAAAAAAAAAAGGGUAAAUUUCACCUGAUUGCUCAUUUGCCAUUUCAGAAAUGUGAUGUCCCGCAGUAUUAGUGUCUCAAUCAAGUUUAAAAAUGGACGAGCCAUGAAAUGCUGAUUUUCAUUCUGAAACUGUGUAAACUGUCUGCGAAGCGAGCGAAGAGGAGGCAGCGUGUGCAACUGUUUAACCACAUAUACGAAUACGACAGACCGACGUACAACUGCCCCUGUGUAAAUGACUCUGCAAUGAUAAAAGUUCUUCAGUAUGAACAGUUUUUUAAAAUAUAUUUCCUUUUAUGUGUUGGAAACAUGAA
Acanthochromis polyacanthus (spiny chromis) is the source of this 4931-nucleotide messenger RNA. RefSeq names its product calcium/calmodulin-dependent serine protein kinase a (gene caska). Bases 761 to 3562 code for a protein of 933 amino acids. Gene Ontology annotation, biological process: protein phosphorylation; regulation of neurotransmitter secretion. The transcript has 28 exons. Lineage: Eukaryota; Metazoa; Chordata; Actinopteri; Pomacentridae. The record is from RefSeq and is a predicted model, not a curated record. Gene Ontology annotation, molecular function: ATP binding; signaling receptor binding; protein kinase activity. Gene Ontology annotation, cellular component: plasma membrane; basolateral plasma membrane; cell-cell junction.